UUAGUUUUCUUUCGGUUGUGUGCUUUGUCUUACGUAAGGAGAAAUGGGAUUACUCAACACGGUGCUGUUUUUGGUGUUGCCCAUCUUUUGGUUGGCGUAUACCUACUUCCGUCGGAAGUACUCCUACUGGGCGGAUCGGAAUGUCCCGCAGGUUCCGGGAUCGCUGCCGUUGGGGUCGUUCAAUGGCAUGGGAACCAAGUACCAUUUCACGGAGGUGUUGAAACGGGUGUACGACGAUUACCAUAAGACCCACAAGGCCGUUGGGAUGUACUUGUCGGUGAAGCCGAUUUUGUUUGUGAAUGAUAUGGAUCUGAUCAAGAAGAUGUUGGUGAAGGAUUUCAAUAGCUUUAGAGAUCGGGGGAUGUAUUACAAUGAGAAGGAGGAUCCCCUGUCGGCGCAUCUGUUUUCGAUCGAAGGGGAGAGGUGGAGAUUUUUGCGGAACAAGCUGAGUCCGACGUUCACCUCCGGGAAGAUCAAGUACAUGUACCUGACGAUCUGCGAAAUUGGCGAUGAGUUUUUGGCGUGUUUCGAUAAGUAUGUGGAGCGGAAGGAAGCGGUGGAUAUUAAGCCGUUGGCUCAACGGUUUACCAGUGACGUAAUUUCAUCGGUGGCGUUCGGGUUGAAGACAAACGCGUUGAAGAACGAGGGGUCAAAGUUGCUGGACAAGGGCGAUAAAGUGUUCAAACUUGGACGUUGGGAAACGAUUCGGGUCUUCGCGCUAUUGAGCUAUCGUGACUUGGCCAAGAAGUUGGGUUUGCGGCAAUUUCCCAAGGACGUGACGGAUUACUUCAUGGACGUCAUUCGAGGAACGGUGGAUCAUCGCGAGAAGACCAAUGUGGUGCGGCAGGACUUCCUUCAAAUGCUGCUGCAGUUGAAGAACAAGGGAACAAUCGAGGAUCACGAGGAGGAAUCGAAGGAAAAGAUCACUUUGGAUGAGCUGGCUGCCCAGGCUUUCCUGUUCUUCUUCGCUGGUUUUGAAACGACUUCAACGACUGUAUCUUUCGCUUUGUUCGAACUGGCCAACAAUCCCGAAGUUCAGGAAAAGACUCGCCAGGAAGUUCUUCGCGUAUUGGAGAAGCACGGUGGACACCUCACGUACGAUGCCAUCAAGGAUAUGACCUAUCUGGAGCAGGUCGUCAACGAAACCCUUCGCAAACACCCCCCGGUAGGCAACCUGAUCCGCUUGGCCAACGACCCGUACCGCAUCGACAGCCUGGACACCACCAUCGAACGGGACACCAUGAUCAUGAUCCCGGUCUACGGAAUCCACCACGACCCGGAGAUCUAUCCGAACCCGGACCGUUUCGACCCAGACCGCUUUACGCCGGAGGCCAUCAGCGCUCGCCAUUCGCACAGUUUCCUCCCGUUCGGUGAUGGCCCCCGUAACUGCAUCGGAAUGCGCUUCGCUCUGGUAGAGGUCAAGUUCGGCAUCGCUCAGCUGUUGAGUCGGUUGCGCUUUACCGUCAACGAGAAAACCCAAUUCCCCAUCCAGUACGAUCCGAAGUCGCAGUUUGCCGAGGUGAAGGGCGGCAUCUGGUUGAACGUGGAGCGGCUGUCAGCAAUCCACCAUGAGGACCGACCGUUGGCAACAUCGAAGCCCCGAGCGACGCGUGUCAAUGCCCCUGGAACGGCAACGGUCACCAAUACUUCGAUCGACGCAAUCCAGGCCAACAUCAUCCGAUGGCCUUUCGCUGAUGCCAGCAAGAUUCUCAUCGAGCCCCACCGGAGGACGCAGAGAAAGGAUCAAGCGAUGGAUCCGGUUACGGUGAUUGUAACGUUGUUGGUGUGCCUGUCGGGUCUGGUGUUCUACUUCCUUCGGCGAGAGCAGCAGCAAUGGUCUCGAUUGGGCGUUCCGUUCGCCAAGAACCCGCACAUGAUCUUCGGUAACGUUCGGGGGAUAUUCCAGAAGGAGCAUAGCUGCGAGGUGCUGCAGCGGUUGUACUGGGAGUUCAAGGGGCGUGGGCUGAAGAUCGGAGGAAUCAUGAACUUCUUCCAGCCGGCGGUUUUGGUGAUCGACCCGGAGAUCAGCAAGAGCGUUCUGGUGAAGGACUUCCACAAGUUUCACGAUCGGGGCGUGUUCGUAGAUCCGAUGGGGGACCCGUUGAGCGCCAAUCUGUUCAGCUUGGAGGGAGCCCAGUGGAAGGCCAUGCGUACGAAGAUGUCCCCGACGUUUACCUCGGGGAAGAUGAAGUACAUGUUUGACACGAUGUUGAACGUUGCGGAUAGAUUGAAGGAGUAUUUGGCGGAGAACUGCCGGAAGGAGGACAUCGAGUUGAAGAACAUCCUGCAGCGAUUCACGAUGGAUGUGAUUGGGAAUGUGGCGUUCGGGGUGGAGUGCAAUUCGAUCAAGAAUCCCAGCUCGGAGUUUAGGUUGAUGGGAUUGAAAGCGAACCGGUUCGACGCGGUAAGGUUUUUGAAGUUCUUCAUCGGAGGCAGCUACAAGAGCUUCGCGAAGAAGAUCAAUUUGAAGGUCGUGGAGGAGGACGUUAACAGGUUCUUCAUAAGCUUGGUGCACAGUACGGUGGGCUACAGGGAAGGGAACAACGUGAAACGCAAUGACUUUUUGAACCUGUUGAUGGAGAUCAAGAACAAAGGAAAGUUCAGCGAUGAGCCCAAUUCGGGCGGCGAAGGAAUUACGAUGAAUGAGAUUGCGGCGCAGUGUUUCAUCUUCUUCGCGGCGGGUUUCGAGACUUCUUCGACGACGAUGAAUUUCUGCUUGUACGAGUUGGCCGCCAAUCCGGACAUACAGGACCGACUUCGGAACGAGAUUGAGGACUCCAUUGCGAAGGACGGUGGAGAGCUGAAGUACGACACGCUCCUGGGUAUGAACUACCUGGAUCGAGUUGUCAGUGAAACCCUUCGGAAGUACUCUCCGGUGGACAACCUCUUCCGGAUGGCCAACUCGCCGUACACCCCGGAAGGCUGCUCGUUCACCAUUCCGGCCGGAACUCUCUUCCAGAUUCCCAUCCACUCGAUGCACCACGAUCCGGAAUACUUCCCGAAUCCGUCCCGCUUCGACCCGGAUCGCUUCCUCCCCGAAGCCGUCAGAUCUCGCCAUCCGUACGUGUAUCUACCCUUUGGUGAAGGACCUCGGGUGUGCAUCGGUAUGCGAUUCGGCCUGAUGCAGACCAAGAUCGGCCUGGUAACGUUGCUGAGGAACUUCCGGUUUGCGCCUCGAUCCGAGACUCCGGACCGAUUGCAGUUCGAAGCAAAGAGUUUUGUGCUGUCGCCGAAGACCGGGAUGUACUUGAAGAUUGAACCGAUUGGAGAGUGAGAGGUUUGAAUGAAAAGUUUUCUGUUGGUCAAAUGUUGGGAAGCGCUAUAUAGAAUGUAUCAAACUGCUCCACAUGCAACCGAUACGAAAUCUCGGGGCACAGCUCUUGUUGUCGGUUGAUUGAAGGGAUUCGAUAAACAGACAACUUGAUAAGGUUGAGCAGAGACAGAUGGUGGCGACAGCAAUCUUCGCGGGAGUGGCAAUCAAAACUUCUGCAAGUCAUUGAUAAUUAUUAUUUACAUCAUUAUCGGUAAUUGAUACGUACCAGCCCUAUGUAUGGCGUUUUAAAGGAAAAGUGCUUAAUAAAUAUGAUUCAUCUAUUACUAAUAGUGUCUGAAAAAGUAACACAAUGAAACUUAAAGCAAAUACAAUACUAAUUCAAGUGACAGUUAA
Messenger RNA from Aedes albopictus (Asian tiger mosquito), 3667 nucleotides. RefSeq lists its product as uncharacterized. The coding region runs from base 44 to 3274 and encodes 1076 amino acids. The record is from RefSeq and is a predicted model, not a curated record. The transcript is spliced from 5 exons. Gene Ontology annotation, molecular function: monooxygenase activity; oxidoreductase activity, acting on paired donors, with incorporation or reduction of molecular oxygen; iron ion binding. Lineage: Eukaryota; Metazoa; Arthropoda; Insecta; Diptera; Culicidae.